Rangifer tarandus platyrhynchus (Svalbard reindeer) is the source of this 411-nucleotide messenger RNA. The record is from the annotation of a GenBank genome assembly. NCBI's taxonomy places the organism in Eukaryota, Metazoa, Chordata, Mammalia, Artiodactyla, Cervidae.
AUGACUGUGAUGGGGCCAGGCUGUCAAGAGCAAGCUGAGAUUCGAGCAGAGGAUGCCGGAUCUUGCCAGCAAUCCUGUCAGCGUUACCUCUUUCCCUCCAUCCAGACCUCAGUGUCUCUGGGGCUGUGGAUGGAUCUUGUCUGCUCUGUACAGGAAAAGAUCAUGUCUUGGCUACUGCAGCAUGAACUACUGAGUCUUCUACCUCGAAGGAAGGUCAUGACAUUGGAAGAGGGCUUUGGAGGAGGAGGAAGACUUACCUUGGACAUUGCUCAAAGCUGUUCGGUAAUGCGUUGCUGCAACUGCUCAACAAGAAGCUUCCCUAAAGCUGUUGCUGAUUCAUUUCCAAAGACAAAACAACUGUCUUUCCUCUACUUGUGGCUCAGGAGCCACUACGUUACUUGCCCUCCAUAG